Molecule: messenger RNA, 825 nt
Organism: Entamoeba dispar SAW760
Lineage: Eukaryota; Evosea; Mastigamoebida; Endamoebidae
Exons: 1
Coding region: 1-825 (274 amino acids)
Source: RefSeq, a predicted model, not a curated record
AUGAAUUGUUCUGUAUUGACCCUCUUGUUAUUUGUCAUUACUGUUAGUGGAACAUACAAUUUAUCAAUUGUUCUUGUCACACAUCCAAAAAGAAGACCAGAACUAACAAGAUCAAUAAGAGACUUAGUUGAAGCACUGAAAAAUGUUCCAGAAGGAUUAAAUAUUAAAGAAUUAGUGAUGAUCAAAGGAUGUGUGAGAGGGUGUGAGUAUAAAGAAAUGGAUGAUGCAUUAGAGAAGAUCAAAAAAGAACUUCCAUCUAUUCCUGUUAAAACACCAACAUAUAAAUAUACAUCUAUAGAUGGUGUUGGUGGUGAGGAAUGGAUGAGAGAUUCAUUGUCUGCAGUUUGGGGAGAUACAACUAAGGGUGAUUGGGAACCAACAACUUACCAAAAACAUAUUACAAUUAACUUCUUUUUCAUCGAAGCAUUAAAAAGAAUUUACAAAGAUGAAAGUAUUGAUUAUGUUUUAUUAGCAGAAGACGACCAAUUAUAUGAAAAAGAUACAUUCCAUCAUGUUCUCAAACUCAUACAAACAAGACCAAAAAACCAAUGUUAUGCUAAAAUAGCAUGGUGUCCAUAUAGAUGGUGUUCUUAUUAUGGACAAAAAAGAUUUACGGUUGAUACAUCAAAAGAAUUUGCAUGGGGAGCAUGGGGAAAUAUGAGGUCAAAAGAAGAAUUAGGAUUUUUCUUAAGAUGGUUAAAAUUCACAAGAUUCUUUGAAUCAGAAGAUACACUAGGAUCAUUCCUUUGUCAGGCACUUAAAAAAAAUAUUGAAGUUGAUAAUGUGUCAUAUCAUUUUGGACAUGACAGGACAAUUCCAAAAUGA